Molecule: messenger RNA, 1014 nt
Organism: Symbiodinium sp. CCMP2456
Lineage: Eukaryota; Dinophyceae; Suessiales; Symbiodiniaceae
Source: the annotation of a GenBank genome assembly
AUGGAGCCGGAGUCGGUCCAGAAUGCUACAUCGAAGUACCUGAAGCGGCGCCUGCCGACUGCGAAUGCGGAGCCCUCGAAAGUCGCUGAGCCAUUAGUUGAAACGAGACACGAGGCUCAAGGAGGUCGCGCCAACAGAGCAACAUCAUACGCUGACAGGCGGCUGCCAGCAGUGACCUCUUGCCUCUCUGGGAGCUCGAUGCCUCACAGUGAAGCACCGACAGAUCAGGAGAAGGAAUGCCCGGCACAACGCAGAGAGCCAUACCUUCUCCGCCGGCGUCAGAUUGACUUCACUUGGGUCGACCUGGACGGGGUAGCUGGCCAUCAGCAGCCUCAAGCUUUGGGCACGCGCUUGUCAAUACACGGCCGAGGAAGCCACAGCUUUCGAACUGCACAGGACAUGCUAAAUGUUGGUCCCCUCGCCUUCGGUGACUCAACUGACCAGGACUAUGUGACUUCUUGCGACAGGCAGGGAGGUGGACCUGAGCAUUUGGAGCCAGUGCUGUUGAAUAUCUACGACCUGGGAGACAGCAAAGCCAUCCAACGUUUGAAUGUACUCCUGAAACCCAUGGGUUCUGGUGCAUACCACGCGGCCGUACAAGUUUACGGACAGGAAUGGAGCUUCGGAGGCUUGAGCAUUGACGAUCCGAUUGAAGAGGGGUUCGAAACUGGGAUAUGGAGUUGCCGGCCGCAGGGUUGCAGGCAGCACGCUUACCGAGAAAGCGUUGCAAUGGGGCACACUAGCCAUUCUCAUGUGCAGAUUCUCGAAAUUAUUCGUGGCAUGAUGGACGAAUGGCCCAUGAAUAGCUACCAGAUUCUGCGGCGAAACUGCUGCCAUUUUUGCGACGCUUUCUGUCAACUCAUCGGCGUGGGGCCUUUGCCGGCCUGGGUUCUCAACCUUGCUGGCGUCGGUGCCUCGCUUGAGAGCAUGCAGAGCUCCACCUUUCACGCCGCCGCUUCUGCAGCAAGUGUGGUGAGGCAUUUCGCGUUGCGGAACAAGAAAGUACCAGCCUAA